CACCUUAAACUCCCCCUUGUUUCCCUCAGACAAUGUCUCAGUUUCACAUUUCCAAAUAAACGCUUAGUGCUCCCACUUUUCUAUCUGUCUCCCAUUAACCAAAAAAAACUUUUUCAAUUUUUCACACCAAUGGCUCCCAGAGACAACAGAGUGGCCACCGCACUUUCCGGCCCCAACCCGUCAACCCCAAAAGAGAUCCGUUUCAGAGGCGUCCGGAAGCGUCCCUGGGGUCGUUACGCCGCCGAGAUCCGUGACCCAGGCAAGAAGACACGUGUCUGGCUUGGAACAUUCGACACCGCUGAAGAAGCGGCGCGUGCUUAUGACGCUGCAGCACGCGAGUUUCGCGGCGCGAAAGCGAAGACCAAUUUCCCUACACCGAUGGAGAUUGUGAAUAUGAAUGUUAACAACACGACACGCAGCCCGAGUCAGAGUAGCACUCUCGAGUCACCGUCACCGCCGCCGCUUGAUCUGUCUCUCACACCAUUCUCCGGCGGUUCCGGUGUUACCGUGGCGUUCCCCGUUGCGCGUCCUGUUUUGUUUUUCGACGCUUUCGCUCGCGCUGAGACCAGCCUUAGUAUUGGCCGUCGUGAGAUUUGCGGGUUUGACCGUCCUGUAACCGAUUUCCGACGCGCCGCCGUGCAGAGUGAUUCUGAUUCUUCUUCUGUUGUUGGUUACGAGCGUGUGCCACGUCAGAGACUCCUGGAUCUUGACCUUAACGUUCCUCCUCCACCUGAAGUUGCUUGAUCUGGCUCUGUUUUGAGGAAUCAUAAGCAUAAAUUUUUAGUUUUUUUUUCAAGUACCCAUUUUGAUGAACGGAAUCACUCUCGAGAAACAUAGUUAACGGAGAGAGAAAGAACGCAAAGUGUGUUGCUGACACGGUGCUCUGAUUUGUUGUUGAUGAUAACGAGCACGCUUUGUAAAUAUAACUGAAAGAUUCAACUUUUAUGGUUUUCUUUUUGCAACUGAGAACUUAUUAGUAGUAUCUCAUGGUUGUUUCUGCAAUUAAUCUUGAAUCAUAAAAUGAAAUUUUACUACUUAAUUACUAUA
Molecule: messenger RNA, 1047 nt
Organism: Vicia villosa (hairy vetch)
Lineage: Eukaryota; Viridiplantae; Streptophyta; Magnoliopsida; Fabales; Fabaceae
Product: ethylene-responsive transcription factor 4-like
Exons: 1
Coding region: 130-744 (204 amino acids)
Biological process (GO): regulation of DNA-templated transcription
Molecular function (GO): DNA-binding transcription factor activity; DNA binding
Source: RefSeq, a predicted model, not a curated record